AUUUCUGCUCAAAAAAAAAAAGAAAAAUCAUGGCAUGCACUUUCACAAGUCUAAAACUUGAAGAUGUACGGCCUUCAUUCAAAUGUUCUUUUUUGAUGCCAGCAGGAAGCAAUGUUUCCGCGGGAUCUCUUACAGACCAAGAAGUGCUCCAAAGGCUUGGCAGGAAUGGAUGUCAUUCUCAACUGGUGAGCAGCAACGCUCAAACGACUCGGCUGCUGUUAGCUGUGGGAGAGGAGCGCGUGGAGAGCCGCAGAGUGUGCCAGAACAAAUAGCACUUUAGGAAAAUGAUUUUUCCUUUGUUCCCUGCCUUUGUCCCUGUGACUCGGGAGCGGGUUUCCAAGAGCAAACCCGGUGUUAUGGGGCACCGGACUGCCUGGCACCAGGACUUGCAUCUGCCUUGCACCGCCAUGAGCUGGCACAUGGGCACAUUGAUGGAUGCGGGGGUGAUAACUAUUCUCCCAACCAGGAUUGCUGGGUCAUGGCAGGGGACCCCAGCUCCCUCCUGGGCUGCGUGCCUGGCUGCAUCCCCACGCUCGGCGGAUCCGGCCAGCAAUUCCCACUCUGUUUCGGAGCAUCUGGCCUUGCUGCAAGGAUUAUUUUCCUUCAAGAAAUAAAUAAGUGCUUUGUAUCCUAAUGACCAUGGAAAAGGAGGAUGUGCCAGACUUUGGUCAAAGCACACUGAACCCCUUUCCCAGUUUCACACGUGCUAUCAUCUGUGGAGCUCGUGUGUGAGCCUACGUGUACAAGCACCUGCAAUGUUUUGCAGGCACGUUCAGAGGGUUAUUUGCGUGUGGCUUUGUUUUGGGGCUUUUUUCCCCUUUGUUUUUCCAAGGGAGGCCAGCAGGGACAAGAGAAAUACUGAAGACACCAGAUUAAUUUCUCCAUCAAUUUUAAGUGCUGGAUGUAAAAGAUCGUUUAAUGGCUGACGUGCAGUUAAAAGCCAGCACUGGGGAGAAGCGGGCGAGCUGCAGGAGCAGCCCUACUCGCCUGGGCCAGCACAGGCUUGUCGGAGCCACUGGCCGCCUUCCUCCCGCUGCAGCCAAAGCUCAUGGAAGCUCAUGCGCAGUGAGCCAGGGGCCGGGGCCACGAGUGAGUACACGCACAUGUGCACCCACAGACAUUGCUCCGCACAUCGUUGCGCCGGCAGCUCCCCACACCAGUGUAGGUACCCCCCUCGGGUGGUGUGGGGGGGGCUGCCAAGGCUGUGGGAUCCCUGGCAUGGUCCCAGGGGAAACAAUGUUGUCCUGGGCGCAGGGGCAGGGGUGUCAGGGCACGUUGGCGUGCCUGGAUUUUGAGCAGACUCCACUGCAUGUGAUGAUUUAUUCUGCUGUGCCUGAGUGGUGGCUGACCCACCAAGGUCCCGGGACCUUUUGGGGGACAUCCGUGUUCAGCCACUCGGUGCGCACAGGCCAGCACGUACUGCCUUCACAAAGCUCUUUGCGAAAGCCUCGCAGCUGGUUUUGCAGUUUGUUUGGUUUCAUGAAAGCCAGGCGGGAUUGCCCAGCUGGCUGUGCUGGGGCUGUUACGGCUGAGCAAGUCGGCACCCAUCAGCUGGGCCACGCCAGGACACUGCGUGCUCCUUUGUAGUCCAUCCCAGUGGUACAGUCAUCCCAAACAGCCCGGUUUGGUGGGUCCUUUCAGUAGGGGUGUUGUACUCAGGGUGAGUACAACCGAAUGCUACUUCCCAACAGCAAUUCGUGGCAUAAGAAACAUGAUAUUUCCCCUCUGCCUCCUUUAAUUCAUUGAUCAAAGAGAUCCUUCAUCAAUGGCUUAAAUUCACAGGUUGUUUGCAAACUUCUCCUUCUAGGAGAAGGUGUAAGACUUUGCCCACAAAGGUACUCGUGUGGGUUUUGUCUUUGGUUACCCCUGGGACCGCCAGUGGAAGCUGCAGUCCUGCCUUUAUUUAGUAGGGCUGGGGUAGGUUUGUAAACUGUCAAAGUUAAACUGGAAACACACCCCAAACCUAGGAAGACUGUAGAACACAAAGGCAUUUGUAAACUAAUGUAAUUACUUUCCUCAGUGCCUUUGAAUAAAGUUGGCUUCACUUUAAAGGCUUUUUCAUACCCUUGUUUUACAUUACAUUCUUUCUUUUCUCCUGGUUUCUUUCUUUUUUAAUUUCUAUCUUCCCCCUCUAUACCCUCCCCUUUUAGCUCCAAGGAGCUGUUAAUUUCCAAAAUGCGUAUCGGUUUUUGUUAGCAAACCUUGCUGUUUGGACAUUUUCCUUUUGAAGGUGAGAAUCACACCCUGGGAAGAUGGAUAUCUGCUGCACCAGUUUCUCCAGGCACACAGCCUGUCUAAGCGCCUGGGAGAUCUCCCCGGGGCAGGACAGGGCUUGCCCAGCACCCAGCGUGCUGGCCAGCCCGUCCCCGUGGCAUUGGGGCCUCGUGACAUUUUCUGAAGCCUUACUUUAACCCAGCCUGAUGUUUUCCAGAUUCCACCGGGCUUUCUCCCAUCCAGAUGUGAGCAGAGGUCACAGUGAAGAGGGGCAAGUGGGGAAACUGAGGUUGAAACUUAGCCCAGCCCCACACAUGGCUCUUGUGUGUUAAUGAUGCUUGUUAGGAUAAUGAUGGCCAGAGCAGAUCUGUUGCGAGGGGAAAUAGCAUUAUGUGGAGCUGCUGUGUUGUACGGCAGGAGUAUUUAAUAAUAAAACAGUUAAAGACACUGCACAAUUUAAAAGGGAAAUGUUAUCCAUGCUGGGUCAUUGCCCCACACUGUUUUCCUUAUCUGGGUGCAGCUCAUGUUGCAGAGCCUGUAAGGUCAGUGAGGAGCAGUCGGACGGUGCCUGGGGGGUCUGGAUCAGGCCCGUUGGCCACAACGGCCGUGCAAGGCUCCCUAGCUACAAAGGCUUGUGCGUGCUCCGAAACAGAGCUGGACAGAGGAGGAGUUAUUUUAACGGAAAACAGUGACCUUUUGUACAAAAGCAAAGUGCAGACUGAGCAGUUUUAGUUUUCCAGCAAGUUAACAUUUUCUGCAGGCCUUUUCCCUGAAAAUCCGGACUGAUCUGAGAAUUCCCCCACCCUUUCCUUUUUUAUUCUUCCUUAUUCUUGAUCAUCACGGCUGGCUGUGCCAGCCCAACUUCCAGCAGCUCACUCGUGGAGUCGGAAAUGCCAUCGGUAGCCAGCUGAGCACAGAGGCAGGGGACGCUGGUAGCCUGUGACCCCGUCCCUCCCGGGCUUGGCUCUCCCAUCCAGGGAGCUGCGCGCAUGCCGUGGGGAAUGGGUGAUGGAUGAGGGAGCGUAUUUGCACAACUCUGGGUUAACAUCAGCUCAGGCAAGGGGUGUCCUUCUGCUCUUUGUCUGCCCUCUGUCUGGACCUCUCGGGAUAGGAGUGAUGCCCCAGAUGAAAGGAUCACUGUGGCCCCCUGAUUCAGGUUUGUCCCCAGGGGGGAUGGUGGGUGCACAGGCAACGGCGGAGGAAGCCACCAGCAGGCCUAAGGAAAGGGUUUUCUCCCCACACGAUGUCCCGCAAGGCGCUGGGCAGCUGCUUCGGCUCCAUCCCCUCCAUGAGCACCCCUGCAGAAGGUCCCCUUGGCUGAUCCAGAUCCAAAGCAAACCCUUUAGGGUUAUUUCAGGCAGGAGAACACAGGUUAGAGCCUGUUGUAUUUAUUUUGUUUUGCUUUUCAAACCAAAUUGCCCAUCCCUGCCGAGCUAUGUUGCUGGUGUGAUGGGAGCCAGUUCCCGCAGACCUGCUGAGACUAAAUGGAAAACUUCCCAGCGGAAGCAGUAGCGGAGCUGGGCACGUACGUCCCACCGUGACGGGCUCUGGGAAGGCAGUGUCCAGGCUGCCAAAGGAAGAACUCACAUCCCUGCUUUUUGCCCAGGGUGAGCGUCUUACAGCUCAUUGCUUUAGGGACCAGAGCUGCCUGAUGGAAUUUGGCGGCUCUUCAAAAAAAAAAAAAAAAAAAAAAUUCAUUUCUGGUUUCCACCAACUUCAAGGACUCAGUGGGCAAACAAAAACUUGAUUGCAAGAAAAAAAAAAAAGCACAAACUAACCAACCUGAGUGCAGAGGAAAGUAAGCAGCCUGUCCGCACAUGGGGAAUUUGGCUGAGAGAAGUCAGCAGGCGCCGGUACCGGCCGGGAAGUCACCGCACGGCAGCACGGUAGCCUGCCAGCCCAGAGAGAGGUACGGCAACCGGGGCAUCGCCGGGAGAUUUUCAUCUGCAAGCUCUGCUAUGGACUGCAUGAACUCAGGGAGCUCAUUUAAUGUCAUUAUGCUGCAAAUACUCCUCUCCAGUGCGUAUAUUUGCUACCUCAUGUAGCAUGUCAUAAGAAUUUAAGUGUUUUUAUGUUCUUUGAUGUCUCUGGAUGAAGGAUGCUCUAUAAAUGCAAAGUGCAUCAGUACUACAGCUGCCUGCCCGAGGACAAGGUCCCCUACGUCAACAGCCCAGGAGAAAAAUCUCGCAUAAAGCAGCUUUUGCACCAGCUGCCGCCGCAUGACAAUGAGGUCCGCUAUUGCAAUUCAUUGGAUGAGGAGGAGAAGAGGGAGCUCAAACUCUUCAGCAACCAAAGGAAGAGAGAAAAUUUAGGGAGAGGCAAUGUCCGGCCAUUCCCUGUAACCAUGACGGGAGCCAUCUGCGAGCAGUGUGGUGGCCAGAUCAACGGAGGGGACAUGGCUGUGUUCGCCUCACGAGCAGGGCACGGCGUUUGCUGGCACCCUCCCUGCUUCAUCUGCAGCGUCUGCAAUGAGCUGCUGGUCGACCUGAUCUACUUCUACCAAGAUGGGAAGAUCUACUGCGGCAGGCACCACGCUGAGUGCCUCAAGCCCCGCUGCGCAGCGUGUGACGAGAUCAUUUUUGCCGACGAAUGCACCGAGGCCGAAGGGCGGCACUGGCACAUGAAGCAUUUCUGCUGCUUUGAAUGCGAGACGGUGCUGGGGGGCCAGCGGUACAUCAUGAAGGAUGGCAGGCCCUACUGCUGCAGCUGCUUCGAGUCCCUCUACGCCGAGUACUGCGACACCUGCGCCCAGCACAUCGGUAUCGACCAGGGCCAGAUGACGUACGACGGCCAGCACUGGCACGCCACCGAGACCUGCUUCUGCUGUGCCCAGUGCAAGAAGUCCCUGCUGGGACGGCCCUUCCUGCCCAAGCAGGGGCAGAUCUUCUGCUCCAGGGCCUGCAGCGUCGGCGACGACCCCAACGGCUCCGACUCCUCCGACUCGGCUUUCCAGAGCGCCCGAGCCAAGGAGUCCCGCCGCAGUGCCAAGAUCGGCAAGAACAAGGGGAAAGGCGAGGAGGGGGCACGCAGCCCGUGCAACCAGCUCCAAGUCACCUCCAACCGCCUCUCCACCGACGUGGACCCGCUGUCCCUGCAGAUGGAUUUGCUGAGCCUGGCCAGCCAGACGCCGAGCCUCAACAGGGAGCACUUGUGGAGGAGCCGGGACGAGCUCUAUCACUACGGGACCAAAAUGGAGCAAAGUCAAUCCCAAAGCCCUUUGCAGCUUCUCAGCCAGUGCAACAUAAGGACCUCCUAUAACCCCAGCCAGGUCCCGGGCUCGCAGCCGGAUUUAUGGGCGAAACAUUUCAGCAACCCAAAGAGGAGCUCCUCGCUGGCAAUGAAGAGCCACGGCGGCAGCUUCAUCCAGGACUGCAGAGAGGAUUACUACUCGGGGAGGCUUCGCUCACAGGAGAGCUACAGCGACAUGUCCAACCAGAGCUUCCCCGAGACCAGAGGAAGUCUUAAAGUCCCCAAGUACGAAGAGGAAGAGGAAGGCGGGAUGCCAACGCCACAGUGCCGCACCCGGCACCCCAUCAACGCCCUCAAGUUCACAGAAGACCUGACGCCCACCGAGCAGACUCCCCGCGGCUCCAUGGAGUCCCUCGCGCUCUCCAACGCAACAGGCCUCUCUGCAGAUGGUGGAGCCAAGCGCCAGGAGCAUCUCUCCAGGUUCUCGAUGCCUGACCUGAGCAAAGACUCGGGCAUGAACGUCUCGGAGAAGAUGAGCAACAUGGGGACUCUGAACUCCUCCGUGCAAUUUCGAAGCGCCGAGUCCGUCCGCAGCCUGCUGUCGGUGCAGCAGUACCAGGACAUGGAGCCGAACCUGCACAACCUCGCCAGCCCCCUCGCGUACCGAGAGCGGCCGUCGCAUGGGCGGAUGCACCAGAGCUUCGACUAUGGUAGCGGGGUGCCCGGGGGCAAGCUGGGGGCUCAGGAGGGCUCGAGGCAUGCCCCCAUGAGCGAGCGCACACGCCGGCGAACUAACCUCCGGGAUGAUGAUCGGCAUUACCGCCCGCACCGGCCCCGGCGGUCUCGACGUUCCCGGUCGGAUAACGCCCUGCACCUGGCCAGCGAGCAGUGCUGCCGGCUGAAGGAGAGACCCUCGCUCCGAGCCAGGGAAGACUACGACCAGUUCAUGCACCAGAGGAGCUGCAGAGAGGCGGUGGAGCAGGGUCCCCGCAGGGACAUCUACGGCCACUGUCCCCGGACGGUGUCGGAUCUCGCCUUGCAGAACCACUUGGGCGAGAGAUGGGGGCCCUACUUCGCCGAAUACGACUGGUGCUCGACCUGCUCCUCCUCUUCCGAGUCCGACAACGAGGGCUAUUUCCUCGGGGAGCCGAUUCCCCAACCCGCCCGGCUCCGGUACGUGACCAGCGAGGAGCUCCUGCACAAGUACGGCUCGUACAGCAUGCCCAAGUCUUCCACGCUGGGUGGCAGGGAACAGUUGCACAGCCGGAAAAGACAGAAGAGCAAAAACUGUAUCAUAUCCUAAUGGCAUCCUUGCUAGGCACCUUGGCAGAAUGUAAAUUCACUCACAAACUUGCACUGUUUAAGAUCAUGUAAGCGCUUUUAUUGUAACAAAAAAGACCUGAAGAGUAGGGCUAAGAAGGUUGUAGACUGGCUUCUAUAAAUAGUCAUAAUCCUGGGCACCGUUGAAUAUAUUUUGCACAUCUUACUUUGGAGAAAAAAAAAAAAUAAUGAAAAGUUCACUUUAACCUGUAAUAUUUACCCAGUAGUUUUCCCUGUUUCUCCCAAAUACUGCUACCCUUUCGAGUUCCGUUUGUCUGUAUGUUUUGGUUACCACUGUUGACUCUAAUCAUCAGUUUGCCGGUAGCUUUUGCUUUCCACCACAUUUUUGUUUUCCAUUAGCCAUGUUGGUAGGUAAUUUGUCUCUCGGACAGUGUGGGAGCCUAAGUUAUUUCCAUGAUUGUUGUAAAUGCAAUGUAAAUGAGAGUUUGGAGAAAAUAUUUUUGUAUUUUGUAAUAUCAGAGGAAUUUCUAUAUCUUAGAAGUCACUGGGAAAAAUGCAUGCACAUUCAGAAUUGUUUUCAGCCAGAGCUAACCAAACAGUACUUUGGACCCCCCUCCUUCCAUUUCAUCAUCAGAUUUCUUAGGUAUAUCAGUGAAAGUUUGAGUUGUCAUUUGUUUUGAGGGUUGGGGUUUUUUAACCCUUUUUUCUGAUCAUUUGUUUUGAUCCUGGUAAAUAAAGAGAACAUUUUCUGAUUCAUUAAAUCUUGAAGAGGCCUUGGUGGCAUUCUGAAGUCUGCUCAUGCCUGUGAUUUGCAGGUAUGCUCUAUCAAUCAGAUACAGGAAUCCUGACAGCUGCAAAAGGGACUUUUUUUUUUUAUUAUUAUUAGUAUUAUUAUUAUUAAAUAGGAAAGAACAGAACUACCAAAUGUCUGCAACGUUGUAAAUGACCAAAGCCGGAGAAGGAAUUUUACACCUCUGUAGAGAACGCUGAAGUUACUCAACAUUGAACUAUUAUUUGGAGUAAAUAAAAGUGUAAAUGGUGCAAUUGUGUGAUGUCAGCAUGACGUUGUUUUGAAUAUAGACUUGUCUUAUGGUGCUCUAGUCUCCUGGGUUAUGUUAACUGCUGUUCAUUACCAAGUGGAAGUCUCAAUAUUGCCUACUGCCUACCACAUAAGAGAACGACUGCAAACUGCUCCCCGUGGGCCUGAUCCUGCCCUGGCGAGACACCCUCGCCCCUCCGAGGCCGCUUGUGGCGGGGGGAGCUCGUGUCCCGGGUGGGCUCAGCCCCCUCCCGCGGAGCUAGGACAGCCCCACGGCAGCCUCGCCGUGGCAGAGUGUUCUAUAAAUAGGGCUCAGCUGUAUUGUAUUAUGGUGGAUGUGAGUUUGUUCUCUGUACGCUUUAAACCAUUGAGGUUCUGCCAUCGCGGUGCAUCCCGGCGGAUGCGCCGGAGGGUUGCAAGCCAGCGCUGGUUGUCCCCGUGCUUCCCGGGAAGAAGCAGGGUUACAAAAGGGGCUCUUGGCACCCCAAAGAUGCGGAUUAGCGCCUGAGGGUGUUAAGGCAAAGCUGGGAUUUGAGCUGCAGGAGGGCUGGGAGGCUUAACUGGCUGCAUCGCCCUCGCCCCACGCGCUGCCGGCAUCUCGGGGUGCCCCUGCACCUCCGCCAAGCCGGCCCCUGCCCUGCACCCCGAGGGGGAGGGUCCCGCUGAUGGGGACACCCCGUUGCCUACUCAAAGCAGCAGAUGCAGAAAAAUCUUGAAGAUGGAUGUCUCCAUACCACAGACUAUUGCUAGGAAUUUUUUUGUUGUUUGUAAAGGACAAUGUGAUAAUUAUUAUUCCUUUAAAAUGAAAAAGAAACAAAAAAAAAAAGAAAUUACACUUAAGUAUAUUUAAAAAAAAAAUAUGUUUUUUCCAGUUGGAAUAAAUGGAAGUAUUCAUCCAAA
Molecule: messenger RNA, 8623 nt
Organism: Tyto alba (common barn owl)
Lineage: Eukaryota; Metazoa; Chordata; Aves; Strigiformes; Tytonidae
Gene: PRICKLE2
Product: prickle planar cell polarity protein 2
Exons: 7
Coding region: 4313-6706 (797 amino acids)
Molecular function (GO): zinc ion binding
Source: RefSeq, a predicted model, not a curated record